This is a messenger RNA of Aplysia californica (California sea hare), 2785 nucleotides long. Its product is annotated as aquaporin AQPAe.a. The record is from RefSeq and is a predicted model, not a curated record. Gene Ontology annotation, biological process: transmembrane transport. Gene Ontology annotation, cellular component: plasma membrane. Lineage: Eukaryota; Metazoa; Mollusca; Gastropoda; Aplysiida; Aplysiidae. Gene Ontology annotation, molecular function: water channel activity.
UAGCCGCUAGCUUAGCCCGCCUCACUGCAGCGUUCCUGGCUUCACAAUCUGCGGCAACCACUUGAUGCAAACGACCUGCCAUUUAGGACAUCUCCCACUUUUUAUACUUGACUGCGUUUGCGCGUAUUACCCUGGCACUUUGAGAGCGGAGGUUUAAACGUUCAGAUCAACUCACUGCGAGGGGCGUCCUCUAUAUUGUUGCACAGAUCGUGGGAGGCAUUCUUGGCGCAGGCAUCCUGUAUGGACUCGCCCCUGCCAGCUAUCCAGAUGACCUGGGAUCCAACAAACUGGACGGGGUCACAUCCGCCCAAGGUUUUGGAGUUGAGCUGAUCGUGACCUUCCUGUUGGUCAUCACUUUCUUCGCCUCCCAGGACGAUAAGAGAACAGACCUGCGUGGCUCCGCCCCCUUGACCAUUGGUGUGGCCGUCAUUGCCUGCCACCUGUUUGCGUUCAAGCAAACGAGAUGCGGCAUGAACCCCGCUCGUAGCUUUGGACCUGCCCUCAUCACCAGCAGCUGGGAUGACCAUUGGGUGUUCUGGGUGGGCCCCCUCACCGGAGGACUUCUGGCCGGUCUGCUGUACGAGUACAUCUUCGCCGCUGGCGCCACCUUCGCUGGAGCCAAGAAAUGUCUGCUGCGCGCCAAGAAGCCGAGAAAACAAGCGGAACCGGAAAAGGCUCCUCUGGAGGAAGUGAAGACCGACGGGAUUGAGAUUGACGAGUCCAAACUGACAGAGCCUGACGCCAAAGAGGAAGUUGUGGAGGCAGACCCCGAGAAAGAGAAAGUGGUGGAGGAAGUAAACGAUAAAGAGGCUGCCAAGGAAUAAAUAGCAUAUGUACCCCAAUUAUUACGAUAACUAUGUUUAAUUAGGUGGGAACUUUCCCUAAGUUACCAAAAUUUUAAUAUCGGCAAUGCUCAUGUGAAAAUUGCAAAAGAGACUUUUUUAAUUAAUGUGUAUAGUCUUUUUAUAUAUUCGGCAUUCUGUCUUCCAAUCUCUCGUGAUUAGGCCUAUAACUUUCGCACCAACAAGACUGAGAAUAGGCAAUGUAAACCUUUAUUAUACGAAGAAUACACAGGCUCAUUUUAUUCAAAGCCUUCUAUAAUGGAAAUACAAUUAUUUGUAUUAUUUAUUUUGUCCAUGUUUUUCACUUCAGAUAGAAUCUGAGAAUGAAAGCUGAUGCAGUGGUUCUGAUUACUUGAUUUAUACGUGUUUCUUUCUCUUUCAUUAUCAGCAAAUCCGUAUAACUUUAAUGCCAACUUCGGGCAUGACUUGGGAAAAGACAAACCAAACACGUCUUACUGAUGAUUAAAACUAAUUGAUGCAAAAUGGUGUCAAGAACAGCGGGGUAUGAUCGUCUGAAAGUCUUAACUAUUUGUCUGCUAUACGAGAAUAGAUGGUAAAAUGUUUCACAAAAUACGAAAAAAAAAUUGUUAUACCUUAUAUCCAUUAUACGGGUGUCUUUUUUACGCGCUGUCAAUAAAAUGUACGUACCCCGUACCCUUUUGCUAUUGACGUAUUUCUCUACAUUCAUCAACUAUGCAACUGUGUGUUUAAGAUUUGCAGCAAAAAGUUUAAAGUGCAGCUCAAAAUGGUGUGUUCUCGUUUGUCGGCAGGUCACCCCAAAGUGUCUUGUGAAUUGCAAUAUAAAAACACUGCCUGAUUUGAAGAAAUAGUGUAAAGGUUUUUGAACGACGAGUGUGUUUGUUUAUCAUGCACAUUGUACAUUUCAACUCAUCACCCAUUUAGUAUUUUUAGCAUUAUAUUCGACUAAGUUAUUAAAUCUAUAAUUGUUAAGGUAAUUUUGUGUCGCAGAAUCGAGAUUUUUGUUGCUGGGUAUCAUCGCAAUAUAUAUGUAAUUAUAUACGUCUUUUUCUAUUUUGCUACUGCCUUUUUAAAAUAUGUAUUUCGUUCACGAAACUUGAGUGCGUGGGUUUUUUAAAAAUUCAAAUAAUCCUAUAUCUUUUUCUAUGUGAUGGUAUCUGACAGACACAUGUGCUACCCUGCGUGAUUUGUCAAAUUCAUUUGUGACACAUGGUGAAUGUUUCCAUGAUAAUUAUCAAAGUAAACUUACGGAAACAUCGUACUGAAACCAUAGGUUGGUUUUCUUUUUACAUUUUCAUAUUUCAACAAAAUAUUUCGUGUCCAACCGUUUAAAACCACUUGAAUCAAUCAUUAACACAGAAUAAUCAAACUUAGAAAAGUGUUUCUUUAAAUACCUCUGCGCUCUUAUGUGCUUGUGGAAAACUAAGGUUGUUUGGCAAAUUCGCGUAUCUGGAGUUCGGUGUUGUCUGCCAGGUGCCUUAGUAUAAUAUAUUAUGCCGUGUAUCAAUUUCGUUAACAAUGCUUCUGGAUAAUAUUGUUUAUUUGUAAUUCGAAGUAAAUAAAUAUCAAACAGUUUUACCAUCACACUGUCAGCUCAAUAAUUCAUAUAUGUAUAUAUAAUCUGAUUUCUAAGACAUGUACAUUUAGUCCGUAACUAAAACUUAAUUUGCUUUUUGUUUCCUUUUUUUUUUGUAAUAUGGCUGUACCAUAAUUUGUUUCCAGAUUUUUCCAAAUAACGAUUGCUGUUCUUUAAAGUGGAAAACGCAACUUUCUCAAAGUUUUCGAGAAUUUCACUUUCGUAGAUACUUUUCAUUUAUAUGAUUUGUAAGUGUAAGGUUAUGAGGAAUGAAAUGUUAGCAAAUUUACGUACUACCAAGUUCUUAAUGUGUAGGAUUUGCUUCUUUUUCUGUAUUUUCUACCUGUAAAUAUACAUACAUCAUUAAAUUCACCAUAUAAUAUUCUCA